AGUGUUAUACACGCGCUGUUACGCACGUGCUCAUCGUUUCAACUAGACUCACACUGGUCGUGUUUUCACUUUACUCGCUCAUUUCCAGCUCUCUCUCACUCACCUCGUCGGCUCUGCCAAGAAAACAAAGUCUCAAUCUCUCUCAUCGCGGGAUUCAUGGGAGAAGGGAAAGGCUCUACUCUUGUUUUCGUCCUCGUCAUCGCCCUCUGUUUAGUCGCCUUCGGCUUCUCCAUCGCCGCCGAACGCCGCCGGAGCAUUGGAAAAAGUAUACAAGACCCAAUAACAAAUGCAACGUACUGCGUUUAUAGCUCUGAUGUAGCCACUGGUUAUGGAGUUGGAGCUUUCCUUUUCCUCCUCUCUAGUGAAUCAUUGCUUAUGGGUGUCACCAAAUGUAUGUGCUUUGGUAGACCUUUAUCCCCAGGAAGUGACCGUGCUUGGUCUAUUAUAUAUUUCAUCUCUUCUUGGAUGACGUUUCUGGUAGCUGAAGCUUGUUUAAUUGCGGGAGCGACUAAGAACGCAUACCACACAAAGUACUUGAGCGCACAAGCCUUCUCGUGUGAAUCGUUACGCAAAGGAAUUUUCAUUGCAGGAGCAGUUUUUACGGUUGCAACUAUGAUCCUUAAUGUCUACUACUACUUCCACUUUACCAAAUCUGUCUCUUCUCCGCCUACUCACAAAGCUAACCGCUCCGGUUCAAAUAUCGGUAUGGCUGGUGGCUAUGCAUAGAAGAACAAAAAAAAAAGAGAAAUUGAUUAGUCAUUUGUGGGAUGUAAGAAAAGAGGUUGUUGCAUUGUUACAAUGGGUUACUCUUACAUGUUUUGUUUGUUAUAUAUAUAUAUAAUCUUUAUAUAUAAAGAACGGUUUGCUCUCUC
Brassica rapa (field mustard) is the source of this 872-nucleotide messenger RNA. RefSeq lists its product as uncharacterized. Lineage: Eukaryota; Viridiplantae; Streptophyta; Magnoliopsida; Brassicales; Brassicaceae. The record is from RefSeq and is a predicted model, not a curated record.